Molecule: messenger RNA, 1824 nt
Organism: Alternaria burnsii
Lineage: Eukaryota; Fungi; Ascomycota; Dothideomycetes; Pleosporales; Pleosporaceae
Exons: 7
Coding region: 1-1824 (607 amino acids)
Molecular function (GO): oxidoreductase activity, acting on NAD(P)H
Source: RefSeq, a predicted model, not a curated record
AUGGGUACCUGCUACGAAAAAAAGACGGAGUCGGCAAAUGUCAAUUGCGAUGUCGUACACACCUUUACGUCUUCCAACCCUCAUCGAACUCAGAUUCAAACCAUCACCAUCACGAUGAAGAGCCUCGUCAACUGCCCUGGCUCAGGAGUCAAGGUCAAGAUUGAGUCUGACGCCCCCAUCCCCGAACCCAGCGCCAAGCAAGUCCUUAUCAAGGUCGUCGUCUCCGGCUCUAACCCCAAGGACUGGAAAGUGCCAGAAUUCGCCGCUGGCUACGAUGGCCCCGACGACGACUCAAUAAUGGCAAAGGGCAAGAGGGAUGUAAACCAGGGCGACGAUAUUGCAGGGAUAGUGGAAAAGGUUGGCAAGGAUGUUGUUGAGUUCAAGAAGGGAGACCGCGUCGCAGCUUUCCAUGAGAUGGGCGGGCCUGGAGGUUCAUACGCAGAGUAUGCACUUGCGUGGGAUUGGACGACUUUCCAUAUCCCUGCCGAAAAGUCUUUUGAAGAAGCUGCAACGAUACCACUCGCGAGCCUUACCGCCGCCGUAGCUGUAUUCCGCAACCUCAAACUCCCCACACCCUGGAAUCCCGCAACUACUUCUACACCUUUUGUGGUUUACGGUGCCAGUUCGGCUGUCGGCUCCUUCGCUAUCAAGCUUGCACGCAAUAGCAACGUUCACCCCAUCAUCGCGAUUGCAGGAAAGGGCUCGCACUACGUCGAAACGCUUUUGGAUAGCAGCAAGGGCGAUAUUGUCAUUGACUACCGCAUUGGUGCUGACGAAAUGAUAAGCAAGAUUCGCGCACACCUCAAGGCAGGCAACUACAGUGAAUUGCGACACGGGCUUGACCCUGGCAUCGGGCUUCCGAGCCAGAAGGUGUUGACAGAGGUCGUCGCAUCUGAUGGAUCAAUCGAUCUUAUUCUGCCGAGUGACUGGGACGUUGGGUCUUCGCAGACCAAGACAAAAACAUCAGUCGGCACUGUUCAUAACCAGGACAAUGGCGCUCAUGGCGAAAAGCAGAAGCACUUCGCCAAAGGCUACGAAGGGGCGAGGAGACCAAUUGACUACAUCACUGGCACAUACGUAAUGUUCUCAUCCGGUUACCUCAGAUUCUACGUCGAGGAGAUGGACCCCAGCGAUUUCUCCGAUACACUCGAUGAUUGGCAGGAUGUUGGAACCAUAGAGAUCCGCCCAGGAGCCAUGAAGCUCUACGAUGAAGAUCCCAACGAUGCCGUUGGAAUAGAGUGUUACCUUAUGGAUCAGCCAACUGAAGGGCUUACUAUAAGAUUGGACGAAACCCCAGACUUCGCAGACGAAGAUUAUUAUCGUGUCGACGUAAUUGGAGAUGCACGUGCUGACGCCUGCAUUACAUUUCUGGGUGAGGGUGUCAUUGAGUUGCGCCUCGACGGUCAAGCGCUAGAUGUCGAUGGUGCACCUGACGAGCGGAAUAGUCCUCUGGUUAAGUAUGAAAUGAACGUAGCUAGUCGGCGGUCCGUCAAGGUAAACCUUCUCGUCCGACCGAUUGGGGUUGACAGGCGCAGGCGCUUUGAUGACUUCGAUAUCGAGACGGCCAGCAAAGGGCUGGAGGUGCGAGAGGAUGAACUCGCGUGGCGUUUUGAUAUGGGUUGUUGGGAGUACUUCGGCAAACUGCGUGAUGCCGAACGCGACGAGGAUGCUUAUAAUGCCAGCGUCAUGGCUAAAGUCCAGAUUGAGGUUUUGGUCUAUGGGAAAGGUGACGGUGUUGUUAUCAAGGGUGAUGUUGAUCUGAGCGGAAGGGGAAGUGAUGACAUGGUGUUGCAUGCGAGCGAGGACUUCUUCAACGUAGCCUGA